GCUUUGACGACUGUACGCGGUACGCGCAACGGAGCACAGUGGCACAAAACGAUUAAAAAACUUGAAAAACUAAAACUCAUUGUGUGCUUACAAUUUUAACAGCCCAGACAAAUAAGUGCGUGUCAUUUUAAAUCGUAAUGAUUGCAAAGCUAUAAAACUGAAGCGAUAAAAUUGUCAUAAAAUGCAAAUAAAUUGAACGUAGUCUAAUCUAGCCACAUGCAGAAUGCGCAAAAGUAGUCAACAACUAGCCGAGUAGUAAAACUCAAAGACACGCUAUAAAGAGAGCGAAGAGAGAGAGCGCCAAGGAGAACUUUUUAAGAGGGCGCAUGAGCGAACGAGUUAAGCAGUAAGAGCGCCACUGUGCGCGCAUGAAAUGAGCGUUAAUUUAAAAGAACGUUACACAGCCGAGGCCAGAUCAGUCAGUCACUGACAACGAACCCACUACGAUCGAAGCGGGUAUAUACGAAAAUUAUAAAAGCGCCCAACAAUUAUAGCUUGGCAUUAAAUUUGGAAUAUUAACUAAUUAAAAACGCAUUGGGCACAACGCGUCUGUACACAGACACACAGACAAAAUGCGCGACGCGACUAAUGAAGAGCGCGACGACGCCCCCGCAGUGGCAACGGAGCGCAACGCCAACAGCAGCAGCAACAACACAACAACAACAGCAACAACUGCUGGACAGCGUCGCAUGCUGCGGCAAAUGAUUCUGGAGCUGCUCAUCAUAGUGCUGCUGUUGAUACCCAUAGCAAUCUUUGAGUUUGCAGUGGAGCCGGCGCGACGUGGCUUCUUUUGCAAUGAUGAGAGCAUACGUUAUCCAUAUAGGGAGAAUACAAUAACACCGCUGAUGCUGGGACUUAUGGCUGGAGUGUUGCCGCUGCUCAUCUUUGGACUGGUGGAGUACACACGCGCCCUGCGUGAUCGCGAGCUGACUUCGACGGUGCAGUUGCUCAACUGGCAGCUCGCCGGCUGGUUCUCAGAGCUUGGACGCCAGUUGAGCUACUUUGGCUUUGGCAUGCUGCUCACAUUCGAUGCCACCGAGGUGGGCAAAUACACAAUUGGACGUCUGCGUCCUCAUUUCAUGGCUGUGUGCCAGCCACAGCUAAGCGAUGGCAGCCUCUGCAGCGAUCUGGCCAAUCAGCAUCGCUAUGUGGAGGACUAUGAAUGCGCCGGCGAGGGCUACACCGUAGCGGAUGUGCGGCAGGCGCGUUUGAGCUUUCCCAGCGGCCACUCCAGCAUUGCUUUCUAUGCUUUGCUCUAUGUUGCGCUCUAUCUGCAGGUGAAGCUCAACUGGCGCAGCUGCAAGAUUUGGCGACACUUUGUGCAGUUUGUGCUCAUCAUGCUGGCCUGGUAUACAGCUCUGAGUCGCGUUAUGGACAACUGGCAUCACUGGUCUGAUGUAUUAGUGGGCUCACUCUUGGGCAUCUGUGGCGCGCUCAUUACCGCUCGCUAUAUAGCAAAGCUAUUCAGUCACGAUGUGCUGCUUGGCGUCGGACUGCGGCGGGAGAACACCUCAGCUACUCUUCAGGAGGAAGUGGGCGCCAGCACGCCGCCGCCUUAUAGUGUCAACAGCAGCUACAACGACGAUCAGUAUUGUACCAAGGUAUAGCUUGGCCAUAACGAAGCCCAACCACAACCACACCCACCAAUGCAAUCCAAACAUUCCAAAGCAAUUAACACGCUCUUCAAGUACUAAAUAUAUACCCAGUGUGCUGCAUGAUAACGAGUUUGUUAUUAAUUGUAUCUAUUAUUUAUAGAUAACAUAGACGUAGUCGUAAGACUCCCAGUAUUAGUUUUAACAGUAGUUGCUAGUUAACUGUCCAAUCAUUCUCGCUUGCAUUUGUAAAAUAUUCAUUUUGUAUUUGU
This is a messenger RNA of Drosophila busckii, 1864 nucleotides long. RefSeq names its product putative phosphatidate phosphatase. The transcript is spliced from 2 exons. The record is from RefSeq and is a predicted model, not a curated record. NCBI's taxonomy places the organism in Eukaryota, Metazoa, Arthropoda, Insecta, Diptera, Drosophilidae. The coding region runs from base 573 to 1607 and encodes 344 amino acids. Gene Ontology annotation, biological process: signal transduction; phospholipid metabolic process; phospholipid dephosphorylation. Gene Ontology annotation, molecular function: phosphatidate phosphatase activity.